GGAUAGAGCGAGAGCCAGAGAGAGCGCACAGGAUCAUCAGCUGUCCACUGAGAAGCCGAGUAUUUCCCUAUCGGUCUGCCCAAGCGACAUCUCCCUUCCCCUUUACUUAGUCUGCGUUUAUGCCUCGGAAAUCCUUGACAUUUUCCUCGGUCUUAACAGUUUUGUCUUUGGCUUCUGCCCGGUCGUUAUCUGUAGCCUGUAACAGUUUUUACGCACUGCCGCUUAUUUGGAUUUGUCUGUCAUCCAAGGGACCGUGGAUGCACUGUUUUGGCCAAAACCGGAGAUGGAAUUGCUGAUAAUAUGCCUUUCCUUGUGGAUAUUGCAAUGCAAUUCAGUGUACGCGGACUCCAUCAUCCACAUUGGUGCCAUAUUCGAGGAGGGCUCAGCGAGGGAUGACGAAGUCUUCCAGCUGGCCGUCUCCGACCUCAGUCUCAGCGAUGACAUUUUGCAGAGCGAGAAAAUAACCCACUCCAUAAAACUCAUCGAGCCGAACAACCCGUUUCAGGCCGUCCAGGAGGCCUGUGAGCUGAUGACCCAGGGCAUCCUGGCCCUAGUCACCUCCACGGGCUGUGCCUCGGCCAGCGCACUCCAGUCUCUUACGGACGCCAUGCACAUCCCCCACCUGUACAUCCAGCGCCACAGUGAGGGCUCGCCACGCACCGCCUGCCAGCUCAACCCUAGCCCCGGCGGGCAGCGCUACACGCUGGCCGCUCGCCCGCCCGUACGCCUCAACGACGUCAUGCUCACCCUGGUGGAUGAGCUGCGCUGGCAGAAGUUCAUCAUCUUCUACGACAAUGACUACGAUAUCCGUGGGCUGCAAGGUUUCCUGGACACGACGUCCAGACAGGGGAUGGAUGUGUCUCUUCAGAGGGUGGACAGGAACAUCAGUAAGGUGUUCUCCAACCUCUUCACCACCAUGAGGACAGAAGAGCUGAACCGCUACCGGGACACUCUCCGCAGAGCCAUCCUGCUGCUCAGCCCCAGAGGAGCACAAGUCUUCAUACAGCAGGCGGUGGAAACCAACCUGGCAUCCAAGGACAGUCACUGGGUGUUUGUGAAUGAGGAAAUCAGCGACACUGAGAUUAUGGAGCUGGCCCAUAGUGCUUUGGGCCGGAUGACUGUGAUUCGCCAGAUCUUCCCCAUGUGGAAGGACAGCAGCACGCGCUGCAUGAGGAGCAGCCACCGCAUCUCCUCCCUGCUGUGCGACCCCCAGGAAGGCUACCUGCAGUCCCUGGAGGUGUCCAACCUCUACCUGUAUGACAGUGUGCUGAUGCUGGCCAACGCCUUCUACAGGAAGUUGGAGGACAGGAAGUGGCACAGCAUGGCCAGCCUCAACUGCAUCAGGAAGUCCACCAAGCCCUGGAACGGAGGCUGGUCCAUGCUGGAGACCAUCCAGAAGGGUAGCGUCUUGGGCUUGACCGGAACCAUGGACUUCAAGGAGAAUGGGUCCAACUCCCACGUCCAGUUUGAGAUCCUGGGUUCCAGUUUUAGCGAGACGUUCGGAAAAGAUGUGAAGAGGCUGGCUACGUGGGACUCGGUUCACGGUCUGAACGGCAGUCUGAAGGAGAGCCGUAUUGAAAACGGCAUGCAGGGUCUCACCAUCAAAGUUGUCACUUUGCUGGAGGACCCUUUUGUGAUGGUGGCUGAGAACAUCUUGGGCCAGCCUAAGAGAUACAAAGGCUUCUCCAUUGAUGUUCUGGAUGCCCUGGCCAAGAUCCUGGGCUUCAAGUAUGACAUUUACCAAGUGGCUGACAGCAAGUAUGGCUCCCAGCUCCCCAACGGCUCCUGGAACGGCAUGAUUGGAGAGCUCAUCAACAAGAGGGCUGACUUGGCCGUCUCAGCCAUCACCAUCACCCCGGAGCGGGAGAACGUGGUGGACUUCAGCAAGCGCUACAUGGACUACUCCGUGGGGAUCCUCCUCCGCAAGCCCGAGGAGAAGAUCAACAUCUUCUCGCUCUUCGCGCCCUUUGACCUGGCUGUCUGGGCCUGCAUCGCCGCUGCCAUCCCCGUGGUGGGCCUCCUCAUCUUCCUGCUUAGCAGGAUGCAGUCACUGCGUACCCAGAAUCCUCCAGGGGCACCACAGCAGCCUGGUGGAGUGUCCAGCUCCCUCCACAGCGCCAUCUGGGUUGUGUAUGGAGCUUUCGUGCAUCAAGGGGGCGACAACGUGGUGAGCUCUGUGGCACUGAGGAUUGUCAUGGGCAGCUGGUGGCUCUUCACACUCAUCGUGUGUUCCUCCUACACAGCCAACCUGGCAGCCUACCUCACCGUGUCCAGGAUGGACAACACUGUCCGAACGUUCCAGGACCUGUCAAGACAGAUGGAUGUGUCUUACGGGACAGUGAGGGACUCUGCAGUCUACGACUACUUCAGGAACAAGGGAACCAAUCCACUGGAACAGGACAGCACGUAUGCAGAGCUCUGGAGAACCAUCAGCAAAAACAACGGACAAGACUAUUCAGUUUCUAGUCCUUCAGAGGGCAUUCGCAAGGCCAAGAAGACUCCGUAUGCCUUCCUGUGGGACAUGGCGGUGGUGGAAUACGCUGCCUUGACGGACGACGAGUGUACCAUCACGGUGGCAGGCAGCCGUAUGAGUAGCAAGGGCUACGGCAUUGCCAUGCAGCAUGGAAGCCCCUACAGAGACCUCUUCUCCCAGAAGAUCCUAGAGCUGCAAGAGAAGGGUGACCUGGACAUCCUUAAACAGAAGUGGUGGCCUCGCACGGGCCGCUGCGACCUCAACAGCCACUCCAGUGCCCAGCCAGACGGACGCUCCCUCAAGCUGCACAGCUUCGCGGGGGUCUUCUGCGUCCUGGCCGCGGGGCUGCUGCUGGCCUGCCUGGUGGCCGGCUUGGAGGCCUGGUGGAACAGCAACCGCUGCCGGCAAGAGCAGCCCAAAGAGGUUACUAAGGAUUACAGACUGGCAAGGGGGUCUGGUCCAUUGACAUAUAAUGACAUAACAAGUGCUUCAUCGGAAGGGAGGAGAGACAUUUGGACAGAGAGAGAGAGAGACUGGGAUGAAGCAGAGGCUAUUGACACAGGACAAGGAGGUGAAUCUGGAACAGGUGCACCGGCGUAUGAACAGUCUUAUGGACGAGGACAUGGCUCACAAGCAGAUCCCCGGCCCGUCUAUCGAGAUCUCUGCGCUGGACAUCGGCAGCAUGCAGCCCAGCCAGCAGCUGGAGUCUCGGCGGGACUACCCGGCCUCGGGCCUGUCUGUGACCACCUUUCUCCCAGGGGAGGGGGGGCAUCAUGGGGGUCCAGGGGGCCUGGGUCGGACACUAGCCCCCCAGGGUCCUGGCAGCACCCCCCUCCCCCACCCUCUCAGCAGCUCCACCAUCCCCUCCAUUCAGUGCAAACACAGGGCCCCCAACGGGGGUCUGUUCAGGCAGAGCCCCGGCAAGACGCCCAUGCCCAUGUCCUACCAGGGGAUGUCCGCAGGACCCAUACCAGAAGCCAUUGAGCCAACUCACAGUACGUCCAUAUAAGGGAGGCGUCAGUCACCUCAUCUCAGCUGAGAUGAGAACCCCCAUCCCCCCCCCCACCCCUGCCACUUGGUUUUUGAGGAAGGGAUGAUGGGGGGGAAAAGUGUAAUUGAAAAAAAAGAGAAAAAUGUGUAUUAAAAAAAAAAUACAAUUUUUAUUACUUCUUCAGAAACCACAAUGUCGUCAAGAGAAAUUGCUAAUUUUUGUUGUAUAUAUUUGUAAAUACUGAGAGAACGAAGUGAGGUAAAAGUGUAUUUUGAAUAUUCUCAAUUUUUGAAAUUGAGUUAUAAUAAACAAACAAAACAAGAUAAAAAGUUAUAUAAAAAAAACGACUGUUUGAAUGGCUUUGUAAAUUUUGUUCAAUAUGAAUAAUGACGCAGAUUCAUUGUGAUUGUUUUCUAAGUGCCGAAAUAAAAGAUGUCCCUCCACAGUUCAUCAUUAUCGUAGAUGACCAUCCAGCACCACAAGGACAUAGUGUGGAACACUGUCACAGUACACACCUCUAUAACAACCAUAUCUAUACUUCAGCAUUGGAGGAAAAUAAUCCCAAUAGAAGGAUACAUUUAGUUUGAAAGACAUGUACAGUAUAAUUCUCUCUUUUUUAAGUCUUCAUUCAUUUUCUUUGAGUCUUGGUGCAUUAUGUAAUUAUGUUAAGACUGAAACUGAAGUGAUAAUUGUGUCUCAUUGUUUCUACAUUUCAUGAAAUUAUAUUGUUUCAGUUGAAGUUUGAUUUAAUUCUCUUUGUUAAAAAUGGUGUAUGUGGUCUGGACACCCUGUGUAUCCAGUGCAGGGAGUUGGCCAUUACAUGGUGUUGUGUCCAAUUUGACUGUCAUUCAGUGAGCAUUAAAGUCUUGAUAUUACAAAGAAAAAUGUUAAGGAAGGAAAGAUUGGUCUUGGAAUGCUGGUCUUGGAGUGUUUGUAAUGUUCUACAGUAAGAUGACUGUCCUGGUCUCAGAAAGAAGUCCCUAAAGUGUCCAUGAAUUUAUGAGGUUAAGUUCUCUUGUUUUGUGGAAUAGGCUGUAGGAAGUGCUCAAAACAGAAAUGAAAGCUAAAUUAUAUUUUUACACCUAGUUAAGAGUAAAGAUCAUUCUAAAGAAAAGAACAUAUGUUAUAUAGAUAUGUAUUCCUUUUUAUACUGAAAGGUGUAUUGCUGAAAAGUUAUAUACAGGUUUGUCUUUUCUCUAAGCAAUCCAGUCACUUUAACUACAGACAAAAUCAAGUGGAUGUUGUAUUGUUACCGUAAAUCACAUUUACCAUUCGUAAGGGUACUGUUUAAUACAGAUUACUCAAGGUCACAUCUAUUCAUUUGAACGUGAAUCCCACUGCAGAAUGACCCAUGUACACAAAUUACUCAUGCCAGUCAGUGUAAGAUCUCAAACAAAGGAUCAGAUGUUCGAUCAAAUCUUUACCCGAGUUUCAUGUGUAAUUGUUGUGAUGUUUUUAAUCGGUGACUGUGGAACAUUGAGCGAAGUCAGAGAAGGGUUGACCAGAUGUAUUAGUAGCCAUCCGCAAAUCAUUAAACCAUCACCAUCUAGCACUUGGUGGUCAAAUUAAUGAAGUGGGUUGGUUACAGGGCGGCUUAUAUAUACAGUGGAGUACACAUACAAAGAUAGUGUCUAUAGAAUAUUUCCUUCUUGGUCACAUCAUGUGGUCAGCAUAUUCAUUUUCUUGAAAGGUUUUACCUGACAAUAUUGGAACUCAUCAACGUCUUGCAAUUCUACUGUAUACUUGCUGGCUCCUAUCUGACUCAAGCAAGAGAGGCCCCAAGUUAUAUAUGGACCUUGUGUGAAGUUCACCAAGUGACCUGCUGACCUUGUACAGAGAGAAGAGUGUCUCCCACAGAAAAUCUGCAUAUCAGCAAUCAAAAUGCAAUUGUGUCUGCAGAAGGCAAACUUUAAACUCUGUUUUCUGGUCUCUCGAGCCAGCCAAUCCAAAGGGUUUUAAAUAGUGAACCUCAAUUGGAAUUUUGUUGUGUUGUCAUUGAUCCCAUCAUAUGCACAAUGUUAUGGUGUCACCCAAAACUACCUGUGGAAUUCGGUGACAAAUCAUAUACAUUAUAUUAUUGUUAAAGGGUCUUGGUGUAUAUUAUGGUCCUUAUCUCUUGAAAAUGAUGGCAGUAUUCCUGUCAGGUCUUUGGCCAAAAGACAGAGAUAUAGAAGACCGUGAUGUGAUAGGAUUGAACAUAUCUACCAUACCUCAGAGGGAGAGUGAGAAUCAUUCUGUAUGCCACCCCUCUCUUUCUUCACACACAACACAGGAGAGAGGUUGUAAACCUGUAUAUUUUGUACACGUACCAGUAGUUACUAAUGUGAACCAAAGUGAUAUCAUUACUACACUGUGUUCUGCAACCUGUGGCUACAAUUGGCCAGCAGCAGUUACCCCAAGGCUUUGAUUGGUUGAGUGUGGCAUCCCUGUGGCUCUGUUUGAAUAAUGAACAGGAAGUUCCUUUGUUAUUGUGCUAUGACGUUCCACCAACUCCAUGUAUAUCUCUUUUUCUUAAUGAAGGCCCCUACUCAGUGAGAUAAAGAAGAUAUUAAAAAGCUAUCAUAGCAUAUAGUCUGUAACAGUACAUCUAAGGGAGAAUCUUAUUUUAUUUAUGAAUAUGCUGCUUGGAGUUUCUUAAUCUUUAAUAAAGAAAUAUGGUUUACAGA
Osmerus eperlanus (European smelt) is the source of this 6130-nucleotide messenger RNA. It is a transcript of the gene grid1b, whose product is annotated as glutamate receptor, ionotropic, delta 1b. Gene Ontology annotation, cellular component: postsynaptic density membrane; plasma membrane. NCBI's taxonomy places the organism in Eukaryota, Metazoa, Chordata, Actinopteri, Osmeriformes, Osmeridae. The transcript is spliced from 17 exons. Gene Ontology annotation, molecular function: glutamate receptor activity; transmitter-gated monoatomic ion channel activity involved in regulation of postsynaptic membrane potential. Gene Ontology annotation, biological process: synaptic transmission, glutamatergic; monoatomic ion transport; modulation of chemical synaptic transmission. The record is from RefSeq and is a predicted model, not a curated record. The coding region runs from base 284 to 3457 and encodes 1057 amino acids.